Spirodela intermedia is the source of this 1869-nucleotide messenger RNA. The record is from the annotation of a GenBank genome assembly. Lineage: Eukaryota; Viridiplantae; Streptophyta; Magnoliopsida; Alismatales; Araceae.
AUGAUUGUGACGGCAUCGGAGGAGCGAUGGAGAUCGCACGUGCACCCGGUUUAGGUGGUAUCCCAAGGAUGGUUUCCAUGCCCAGAGAGCUAUGGCUAUAAAUCUCCUCCUCCCUCUCUGCCUCUCCCUCCAUCGUCAGAGCACCCUCUCUCUCUCUCUCUCUCUCUCUCUCUCUCUCUCUCUCUAUCUCCUUCCCUGUGUCCUCUUUACCCGCGGCGUGAGAUCAUCUUGCCUCCAUGCCUUCAGUGGAAGUUAUCCACGAGGACGCGCAUCCGGCGAUGCAGGUGGUGGGUCGAGAGAACGGCGGCCCCUCGAACAGAAGGUGAGGCGCCUUCGUUUCUCUCUCCUCUGGCACGUUAUCCCCAGCUCAACUGGAAGAAGAACAACCCCCGGGGGAUCUUAGAACCUGGACGAAACGGGAGAGGCUUUCAUGGAUGAGCUGACAUCCGUAAAGCUCGCAAGAACAACGGCGAGGAGCAUCGAAUGAUCUAGCUCUCUCAAUUAUAUUUCCUUCAUUUUUUUUCUUGGACGUCUAAAGAUCGAAUCUCGGUUUCCGUGGGGCGUAAAAUAUUGGGUUUGCAGAUGAAUGGGUUAUUUUUUAAUCUGGUUCUUGCCCUACGAGAAUUGAAGGAGAUGGUCUCCAUGUGGGCAUCCUCUGUAACUCAGUUGUACUGGCUGGCACAGGCUGGAGGGCAAAGUUGCGGUGGUCACAGGUGGAUCCAGAGGCAUCGGUGAGGCCACGGCGAGGCUGUUCGUCUGGCACGGCGCGAGAGUGGUUGUGGCGGAUGUGGAGGACAUCGCCGGCGAGCACUUAGCGGCGUCCCUCUCCCCGUCGGUGACCUUCGUGCACUGCGACGUCAGCCAGGAGACCGACGUUGAGCGCCUGGUCAACUUCACCAUAGCAAAGCACGGCCGCCUGGACAUCUUCAUGAACAACGCCGGCGUGCUCGGGAGCCAAACCCGGCGGCGAAAGAGCAUCACGGAGCUUGAUGCCGACGAGCUCGACUCGGUUAUGCGGGUGAACGUUCGCGGCGUCGCCCUGGGCAUGAAGCACGCAGCGCGCGCAAUGGUGCCGAGGGGCGCCGGCAGCAUCAUCUCGACCGCCAGCGUCGCCGGCGUAAUGGGCGGCAUGGGGCCGCAUGCCUACACCGCCUCCAAGCACGCCAUCGUCGGCCUCACCAAGAACGCCGCCUGCGAGCUCGGCGCACACGGGAUCCGCGUCAACUGCAUCUCCCCCUUCGGGGUGGCCACCUCCAUGCUGGUUAACGCCUGGAGGCAGGCCGACGAGGACGACGAGGAGGCGGCGGCGGGGAUCUCUACCGAGGAGGAGGUCAAGAAGAUGGAGACGCUGGUGAGCACUAUGGCUAACCUCAAAGGCCCAACCUUGCAAACCCGGGACGUUGCGGAGGCGGCGCUCUACCUAGCCAGCGAUGAUUCCAAGUACGUCAGCGGCCAUAACCUCGUCGUUGAUGGCGGCGUCACCUCCUCUAGGAACUGCAUAGGAUUAUAGGUCCCUCUCUCCGCCAUAGCUGUUCCAGCUGCUGCCAGCAUCUCUCUCUCUCUCUCUCUAUCAAUCUCUCUCUUCCCCAAUCUAUUCUUUUUCCUUAGUACAAGAUGAUCCAUGGUAGAUGGUUCAAGCUUCGACUAUUCGACGAGAAACCUACCAGCGGUGAUCCUUCCUCUCCCCAGAGAUCUCAUACCGUCGGCAUCCCCUGUUGACUUUUAUUGCGUACAGCAUUUUAAACCGGCUCCGAGUCGACCGUUUUCUAGCGACUAAGUCAGCAUCUACCUGCCCACUGCCAUGAAGAAACCCAGAUCGGGGAAUCAGAGUUGACUUUGGAGCUUUUUUGGAGUGGUUGUUCUACGUGA